Danaus chrysippus (African queen) is the source of this 5073-nucleotide messenger RNA. The record is from the annotation of a GenBank genome assembly. NCBI's taxonomy places the organism in Eukaryota, Metazoa, Arthropoda, Insecta, Lepidoptera, Nymphalidae.
AUGAAGAGCCUACGGACUAUUAUUGUCUCCGUAGUGACAUUGCUUUCAUUUAUUACAAAUUGUGAAUCUGCCAAAAUAAAUACACCGAGAGUUUUGCUUCCAUGGUUUGAAAAUUUAUAUGUAAACUUUACUUUUGAAAUCAUCGAAGGUGGUUGUUAUUCAUGGAGUUUGUCUCGCGAUGACAUCAUUGAUCUUGUGCCAUUGUACGAAGAUACAUGGGGUCACUGUUCACGAGCUGCACGUGUUUCUGUAUCCAAAUCAUGUAUACCGCCGGGUUCAGUAAUCAUUCUAGCAGAAGAAGUAAAUACAGGAGAGAUCCUAAGAGGUGAUGUGGAUGUUGAUAUAAUAAGAUCAUUAAAAAUUAUGAGUACAACUCGUAAUUUAUAUUUGGAAGAAGCUCCAGAAGCUUUUGAAGUUGUGGCAUAUGAUGACAAAGGAAACAAGUUCUCCUCUCUUGAAGGAAUAAGUUUCACUUGGAAUACUGAAAAUGUGGAUAAUAAUGGAAAUCAUCCAUUGAUUAUUCUCGUCCAAUGGAAAGACACUGAUUAUGAGGCGCCUCAAGGUAUAGCUGAAUUAGAAGCUCAAGGCCUACAAUCAUAUUCAGUGCUGCUUUAUGGUCAGGCUAUGGGAGAAUCACAUGUUACGGUGUGUCUUGAUAAAAUAUGUACCGACUUUUAUCUUCAUGUGGUUGCAAGUGUUGUUCUGACUCCGGCAGUGGCUUAUGUUGCCCCCGGUGAUACUUUAAGAUAUAAGGUUGUAAGAGCGCGUGCUGGUCGUCUUACUGUUCAAGAUGUCGCCGCUACAAUAUACAGAAUGGAGUUACCACAAUCUGAUGUUGCCACAUUAGAAGAUGGCGUAAGCCUUGUCAGAGCUACAGAAGUAGGGACGUCUCACGUUUACCUCAAAUCAGAGGCAACAGAGGUGGCCAUGGCAACACUCACAGUUGUAGAACCAUACUCUAUACGCGUCACUUUAAGACCAUCUAAUAUGAUAAUACGAGGUGAUCAAUUUACUGUACACUGUGUUGUAUUUGAUGAGGAUGGACACCCAUUAACUGCUGGGCCAGAAAUAUUGAUAAGGCUGACAGUGAACGGUGAAGCAGAUGUCAUUUUGAUAAAAUCAACGGAAAACGGAACAAUAACUGAUGCAGUUGCCCAGAAUACUGGAGAAUUUACCGUUACAGCUAAAUUGUUCUCGGUAGCUGGUAAAAGUUUGUUUAAAAAUGUUGAAGGCCAAAUAACUGCAAAGGCUGUAGACCCAUUAGCGAUGGUGCCCCCAGAAAUGUUUAUAGCAUGGACUGAAUCAAACCUAGAAUUUCCAUUAAAACAUAGCGGCGGUGGUGAUGAACACGUGACUUGGUCAGAAAGACAAGAUAGCCCUCUCAUGUUGACACCUGCUGGGUUGCUGACUGUACGUGGUGUUGGACAAAUAGAUGUCAGAUUACAUCUCACUAAGUAUCCGCACAUACAAGCGUCGGGGAGGGUGUGGUCAGCUAUACCCGAGCUCCUACAAGUGUCGAGUUCAGGUACAGCGCGCGUGGCUCGUCCUCACCAUUUACACAUCAAACUAACUGGAACUCAUCCGGCUACUGGGGAGCUAUACAACUUUAAUACCUGCAACUGUGCAUCAUUUGCUGUGUCUUUAGUUGAGGGUCCGGAGCCACAGAAUGUUACGGCUGCUCCUUGGAUAAAACCAAAAGACGGUGCCUGUUGUGUGGUAGAGUGUACGUUUGUAUCUCGCGGCCUGUCUACGUUGCGUGUGUCUCGUGGUAGGGCUGCGGACACGGCCCGGGUGGCGGUCAGGGCUGCCCCCAGCCUGCUGUGGCCUAACGCCGCCGCUCUGUUACCCGGCGCUUCAAUACCUGUGAUCGGUGAAGGUGAAUCCCUUAUACCUCAGUCGAAUCAGCCGAGGGUCGCUGAACUCAACGCUCGUGAUGGGGCUCCGCCACACAAUUAUCCUGACGCCCAACUAUUCACCCUUAAAUGUCGUAGGAAAGGUGAGGCGUUGGUGCAAUUAUCGUCGUUGCAUGAGGAACGCGAGUCAGUGUCUCUUGAGACGUGGUGCGCGUCGCACGUCACACGAGCUCGUCUAGAUGCUCCCGACACGCACGGAAAUUGUUCAGGAUCGAGAGUGUGGUUGCGUCCCGGACAAGAAGUGCCUAUAAAGGUGACUCUAUUUGACACUAUAGGAAGAGAAUUGUUAGACGAAGAUGGACCGAUUAUGAACUGGGAUGUACAACCUCAUCAUAUAGGAAUAGGUUUCAAAACCACAGAUCGAUUGUUUGUAGAGACAAACAGUAAAUAUGCUCCGGUACCAGUGCCUGAUAAAUAUUAUCAACUAGUAGUGGCAACGGAACAAGCUAUAGGGUGGAGCGGUUCGAUAAAAGCUGCAAUUCCUGAUACAUCAGCAACAAUACAAGCCAAAGUUGUGGCUCCGUUGAAAUGUGACCCUAUGAAGGUUCACAUCGCAUGGGAAGGGGAAACGGUGCCUAACAUAUCAGCCGUGACCGGCGGCAGCGGAAAAUAUAUAGUCGAAACACCAAAAGGAGUCACAGCGUCUGUUGAUGAAGGCAGAUUAUCAGCAGUGUUACCAGCACCGGGUACUUACGACCUGAUUGUGGCAGACUUAUGUGUUAGCGGUGAGAAGAACAUUGUUGAGGUCAUUAUAGAAGAGGUAUUGAGUGUGGAGGUAUCAACCGCGAGGGCUGUUUGUGUCGAUCAUUGUGUUCCCAUCAGAGCGUUGGUGAAAGGCGUCUCUCAUAGAUAUCUGGCUACUAGCAGGGAACCAGAUUGGAAGACAGAGGGAGACGUUAUAGUUAGAAAGGGACAGCUGUGUGGCCUCAGGGAAGGGGUUGGAAGAGUUAGAGCUUCUUUGGGAGGAGUAUGGAGUCAGUCUGUUGAGGUGUGGGUGUUUCCGUCGCUGGCGAUUGUUCCUGAGAGGUCGAGGGUCGCGGUGGGAGGUCGUGUUCACCUCAGCCACGCGGGGGGUCCUCCGCGACACCUGGGCCUCGCUGUUUCUUCGUCUGGUGUUAUACAAGGCUUGUAUCCUGGAAGUACCCGAGUGAAGCUCGUGGCGGUUGAUGCUGCUAACGUUGAACUGGCGAGUGCUGAAGCCGAAAUUGAGGUCGUACCUAUAACGACACUCCGAGUGCGAGCAGCAACACAAACAUUAUUAGUGGGGUCGCCAGGACCCGUGUGGAUUGAAGCCGCGGGGUUAACAGCGACCGCGCUGUCCUCGCUACAACCGCUACCUAGAGUUACCUGGGCCUUACGGGACCCCACGAUGGCCAGAAUAUACACAACGCAUAUUGACGAUCGCUUGGAGAGGUCGAUUGUUGAAGGUCUAUCAGUACGAGUGGUGCCUUUAAAACCUGGUGUCAUUACACUUGAUGUGAGAGUAAGGAACAUGGGACAAGUUGCUGAAACCCGUUCCUGGGACAGUACUAUCGAGAUUUUGGGUAUAUCAGAUAUACGUACCUCUAUAGAAGGCUUUAGAGAUAUAAACUCGGGUGAAAUAUUAUCCCUGGCUGUGGGUUCUACAAUUCGUUUGAAAUCACUUCCUAAAGGAAAAUGGUCUUCCUUUCAAGAUGGUUGUUUUGAGAUUUUCGAUAAUGGUGAUGUGAGGGCAUUGAGACCGGGCCACGGAGUCAUCAUCACAACACACAAGGAUGAGAGGAAUAAUAUAGAAAGACAAGCGGUGAUACAUGUCGAAGUCUCUGUCCCCUACUACUGUACAGUGGAGCCGGCGGAGUCUUCGGAGUCUUGGGAGUCUUUGAGGGUUGUGACGAGGAGUGUCCUCGGUAGGGAGCUGUUGUCACCGCAGGCCAACGUCACCGUGAUGACGUCACUUCCGGCGAGGAUACGUAGGAACUUGAACAGUGCUCGCGGUAGCGAGAUUUCUCUAAGCGGUCUAGACUCGAAUGGAGCUUUUAUGACCUUCCAAAGUUCCUUGGCCGGUGUUACUGUCUCAGACGAAGUCUUCAUACCUGGUUCUGACGCGUACGCAAAUAGGAUAGUGGCGACGGGAGGAUUCGCGGUGUGUGUAGAAGGUUCUGGAUGGACGGUCCCAGCGGGAAUACAGACGGCGACUGGCGCGGGGCUCACACUGGCGGUAUUAAUGACAGAUGCUCCUGCCAUGCACGUAUUAAGACUCGAUAGACCGCCAUCUACCGUCAACAUUCUGCAACUACCGAUAUCUAAGAUGGAAUUCCUUCCCGGUGAAUGGCCGGCGUCCCUCGUGCCUCUCUCCAUACAAGCGGAGGGACUCACAUCGGGUCCUCUGCUAUGUACUGAGGAACAGAAGUAUGCUUUAGCCGGAGUAGAUGUUGAUGUACCAUUUACCUGUCGAACGACCGCACCAUUUGUAGCGCAAGCUGUUCUGGAUAUAACCAACGGCCGUCACGGAUGUACCAUUCUCCCUGGAAAUGAAAUAAAUCAGGCAGUCGAUGUGGAACUGUGUGCCGAGUGGGGAGUUUUGAGCACUUGUACUAAAGUACAGUUGUUGCCACCGAUACAAUUGUCGCAGACACAGAUAUCACUGCUCAAUCCCCCCUCUAUGUUUAUUAUUAAUGGACACCCAAACGCUCUGAAGGCGGUCAAAAUUACACCGUCGCCCGGUCUGAAAGUUGAAACUAAUUCCAAGGAAGGUCAGAUAAGUGUCACAGUUAAGUCAGAAACUACGACAUGCGGUGUUGGAUGGGUAAACGUUGUAUCGAAACUAACCUCUCAAGAAAUCAGGGUCGAGGUUGAAAGGGAAUGCGAAAUAGCUUGCGGGACGCUGCUGGGCGCUUUAUUUUCUAUAAUGAAACCUUAUCUAUCAACAUUAGUGACGGUUGCAUUUAUAGCCGGUGGAUAUAUUUAUGUACAAAGUCAUCAGCAGCAAAAAGGUCACAUACAGUUGCCGAAGCCACCGCAGAGUACCCUUCAGACUCCGCUGCCAGAGCCUCGCAGUCGGACGUGGUCGCGGAGUCCCUACGCCUCAAACCCUUCAGCACCCGUUUAUGGUGACACGAGCAUGUUGCCAGAUGCGAGCUUCUUACCGACAUCCACUAGAAUACAUUCAAGACUUCUCUAG